Molecule: messenger RNA, 5174 nt
Organism: Ziziphus jujuba (common jujube)
Lineage: Eukaryota; Viridiplantae; Streptophyta; Magnoliopsida; Rosales; Rhamnaceae
Product: LRR receptor-like serine/threonine-protein kinase GSO1
Exons: 1
Coding region: 931-3873 (980 amino acids)
Molecular function (GO): receptor serine/threonine kinase binding
Source: RefSeq, a predicted model, not a curated record
AUCUUCCUUUAUAAUUCAGUGUUUGGCUACUACCACUAGUUUUGGCUAAACUUUGACCUUUUGGUCAUUGAAUAUUGUUAGGCAAAUCAAACUUCAUAGGUGCAUGAAUGUAUGAUAUAUCCUUUAUGCUUCUCAUUCUAUGACUUCCAUAAAAAAACUUAAUGGCUCUGCACCUGUUUAAUUGACAAACCUUGGAAGUUUUAAUUGACCAUGCCUCUUAGUAAAGUCAAAUCUACUCAGUCUGUUUGGAAUUUUGCUUUGUCAUUUUUGGGAUUUUCCCCUUUCUUUUAUUCUUCUGAAUAUGAUCAAAGUGUAUUACAUAGCAGAGGGACACCCUAUUUUUUAACUCCAAAUAGUGGCUAAAGAGGGGUCCACUUGAAAUUUUCUAUCAAUUGGGUCAUUUUUCAACUUUUUGUUCUUUCAGCAGUGCCCAUCAUACCAUCUUGUGUCCAUAAAAUUCCCUAACUUUUAACUUACAAAAGCAUGCUUAUAAUAUUCCAUCAUUUCCUUUACAAGAAAAAGGAGAAAAAAACUCAUUCGCUUUUAGUAAAACUGAAAAAGGUAACGAAGAGAUGGCCACCUUAAUAGAGUUCAAAGCCUAAUUACUUUUUGCUGCAUUGUGAUUACUUACUUUCUAUACUGAUUAGGCUUGUCCUUUAUCUGAACAAUAUAAACUCCCAAAAACCCCAUGCACAGCCAUAAUCCCAAGCUGUUUUAAAACCAGAGGUUUCAAAUUCACUCCCUAAUAUCCUAUCCAUCUCUGUUGACCAUUUGCUUUCCUGAUUCUGUUGAAUCUCCAGAUUUCUUUGUUUGUUGUUUCCUUCUUCAUUUCUACAUGGAACUAAACUUCCCCACUAGUUAUAAUAAACCUUAAGAAUCAAGAAUCAGAUACUUUGUUUGAAUUUCUUAGCUUUGACCUCAAGUGUGGAAAUGACUGGCAGUGAAAUUUCUUCUUUCUUGUUGUUUUUGGCUGUAAUUACUGCUGUUCUUUCUGUUUGUCAUGGAGAGAACUUCACAGAUUCCUACUGGCUUCUGAGAAUCAAAUCAGAACUAGUUGACCCAGAAAAAGUUCUGGAGAACUGGUCUCCAGAAACUAAUUUAUGCAGCUGGAAUGGUCUUACAUGUUCAUCUGAUCAAAACCAUAUUGUGGUGAGCUUGAACCUAUCCGGUUCAGGACUGUCUGGUUCCAUUCCAAAAGAGCUCCAGAACCUCACUUCACUUCAAACACUCGACUUGUCGUUGAAUUCUCUCACUGGCCAAAUACCUCCUAUGCUUGGACGGCUUCAAAAUCUAAGAACACUUCUCCUGCAUUCAAACUAUCUCUCUGGUAAUAUUCCUGAAGAGAUAGGUCUUUUGAAAAACUUGCAGGUUCUUAGAAUAGGAGACAACAUGUUAUCAGGUGAAAUCACACCUACUAUUUGUAACUUGAUUGAAUUGAGAGUAUUAGCUAUUGCCUACUGCCAACUGAACGGAAGUAUUCCAGUUGAGAUUGGCAGUUUGAAGCAUCUGAUGUCUCUUGAUUUGCAGAACAACAGUCUCAGUGGUAACAUACCUGAAGAAAUCCGUGGCUGCAAAGAGCUUCAAAACUUUGCAGCAUCAAACAACAUGCUUGAAGGAGAACUCCCUUCUUCAAUGGGGUCACUUAAAUCAUUGCAGCUUCUGAACCUGGCAAACAACAGUCUUUCGGGAAAUAUUCCUGUUCCAUUAAGUAGCUUGUCCAACUUGACGUACUUAAAUUUGCUCGGUAACAGAUUCAGAGGCAACAUUCCUUUAGAGUUUAACCAGUUGUUACAGCUUCAGGUGCUUGAUUUGUCAAGAAACAACCUCUCUGGAAACAUCACUCUUCUCAAUACCCAGUUAAAGAGUCUUGAAGUUCUGGUUCUUUCUGAUAAUGCAUUGACCGGUAGCAUUCCAAGCAACUUUUGCUUCAGAAACUCAAAUUUGCAACAACUUCUUCUGGCUCGAAAUAUGCUCUUUGGAAAGUUUCCUUUGGAGCUACUCAGCUGUUCUUCACUCCAACAAUUAGACCUCUCAGACAACAGCUUCGAAGGAGAAUUAUCGCCUAUGUUGGACAGGUUAGAGAGCCUCACAGAUCUGCUACUCAACAACAACAGCUUUUCAGGAAAUCUACCUCCUCAAAUUGGAAACAUGAGCAAUUUGCAAAAUCUUUUUCUGUUUGGCAACAUGAUCAAAGGUAGUCUUCCAGUGGAGAUUGGAAAGCUACAGAGGCUAAAAGCCAUUUACCUCUAUGAUAACCAGAUGUCAAGAGAAAUACCAUGGGAGUUAACAAACUGCACAAAUUUAACAGAAAUUGAUUUCUUUGGAAACCAUUUUAUAGGGUCCAUUCCUGAAAUGAUUGGGAAACUUAAGAAUCUAGUUUUGCUUCAACUGAGGCAGAAUGACUUAUCCGGUCCAAUCCCACCAAGCUUGGGAUACUGCAGAAAGCUUCAGUUCUUGGCCUUGGCUGAUAACAAGCUCUCAGGAUCGUUGCCACCCACAUUCAGAUUCCUUUCAGAACUAAGCACCAUUACACUUUACAACAACUCCUUCAAAGGCCCUCUUCCUUUAUCUCUUUUCCUUCUCAAAAAACUCAAAAUCAUAAAUUUUUCUCACAACAGGUUUAAUGGAAGCAUCUACCCUCUCACUGGCUCAAAUUCUCUUACUGCAUUUGAUUUGACAAAUAACAGCUUCUCAGGUCCCAUCCCUCCUAGACUAGCCAAAUCUCGAAAUUUAACUCGUCUUCGCCUUGCACACAAUUACCUUACCGGUAGCAUUCCUUCCGAGUUUUCCCAACUCACAGAGCUCAAUUUUCUUGAUCUAUCAUUCAACAAUCUGAUUGGUGAAGUUUCACCACAACUCUCAGGCUGUAAAAAGCUUGAGCACCUGUUGCUCAGUAACAACCAAUUAGCAGGCACAAUGCCUUCAUGGUUGGGGAGCUUAAAAGACCUUGGUGAGCUAGAUUUCUCCUCUAAUAACUUCCAUGGAACAUUACCUUCAGAGCUUGGGAAAUGUUCAAAGUUGCUGAAAGUUUCUCUUUAUAGCAACAAUCUCUCAAGCAUGAUCCCAAAAGAGAUUGGAAACCUUACUUCUCUCAAUGUCCUCAAUCUUCAAAGAAACAACUUUUCAGGAUCCAUUCCAUCAACAAUUCAGCAAUGCAAGAAGCUCUAUGAAUUGAGGCUUUCAGAGAAUUCUCUGACAGGUUCUAUACCGGAUGAGCUGGGAAGGUUGACUGAGUUGCAAGUAAUCUUGGACCUGAGCAAGAACAAACUCACUGGUGAAAUCCCACCAUCUCUAGGAAAUCUAAUGAAGUUGGAGAGACUAAACCUCUCUUCUAAUCAGCUCCAAGGACAAGUUCCAUCAUCACUUGGAAAACUGAGAAGCAUGCAUGUUCUGAACCUGUCAAAUAAUCAUCUCCAAGGAAGAAUUCCCACAACUUUUUCGUCAUUCCCACUAAGCUCAUUCAUGGGAAAUGAUGACAAGCUAUGUGGCCCACCAUUGGUAUCGUGUAUGGAAUUGGAGAGGCAAGGUAAAAAGCGCCUGUCAAAUACUGCAGUGGCAAGCAUCAUAGUGGGCAUUGUUUUGACAUCAACAGCAAUAUGCUUGGUCAUGCUUUACAUCAUGCUUAGAAUUUGGUGCAAUUGGAGAAAAGUGUCUAUCUCAACCUCGGAUGGUGGUGGUGGUGUUGGUGUUGUUGGUGGUGGACCCGAGCACAGGAAAGAAGAAUUAGAUCAGGAGAGAUGGGCUUUUGGGUAUUGGAACGUGGAUUCCAUGGCACUUGUUCCUUCCAAAGAUAAGGGUACUGAUAAUUCUACAAGUUCAUGCAUUUUCCAUCUGAAAAUGGAUACAGAAGCCAAGGAAAAUACCACAGUUUGAAGCCCAUGAUUCUCUUUUUUUUGGCUGGGGUGGUGAGACUUGAGAGGGAAGUAAACUUAGCAUUGUACAAUUUUGGGUUUUCUUUUAUUCCUGGCUUUCUGUCUUUUUCGCAGCGUGGAUUGUUUAUUACAUUCGUUUAGACUGUCAAAUUUGUAGAGAUAGAAAUCUUCGAGAUAGGCUAAUGAAAAGUAAACAUGUAAGUUCCUUAAUAUUAUUCAAAACCUAUUGCUAGCACUUGGCCAUAAAUUCUUAAACGUUUUGAGGAAAGUGAUCUAGGAGAAAAGCCCGUCAUGAAAAUAUAAUAAGAACAAAGCUUUGGGUGACCAUUUGGAUGAAUGUGGAUCCACAAAUGUUAUUGCUUAUUGGGUCUCUUUUUUUUAUUUUUUUAUUUUUUUUAUCAUUACAAAAAUCUCUCUGUGUCUUGAACGCACACGAUCAAUGCGUACCAUUAAACCAUCCUCACUUAAUGCUUAUUCGGUCUAUAAAUAUAUAUUAUUAUGCAGCUGUGCUGACUAGAAAUCCAACAUUAGACUGAGACCACUGUUUAGUCAGUACGAGUAGUCUUUUUGGUUUAUUUUCCUAAGGAGAGAAGUAAAUUGCUUAAGUCGUUCUUGCUUUGCCAAAAAAUAUAGUUGUUCAAAUGUAAAGUUCUCUUUUACCCAAAGGAAAUAACAAAUAGAAAUGUUAAAAAUUCCGUUUGGUGUCCUUAAAUUCGAUGACUACCAACACUCUACGCAUAUAAAAAUAAACUGGACAAUGUGAAGCUAAAGAUCAGAUUUUCCUACUUAUAUGCCCCGACAAAACUGCUGUUCUGGUCAUCCUUUCAAACUCAAAACAAAUUUGCAAGGUUUGCUGAUUCUUUGCUAAAGAACAGGUAAUUAUACAAGUUUUUUUUUACGAGUAAUAAUGGCUCUGCGCAAAACCAGACCUCAACUUGGACAUCCACAUGGUCAACAAAUUUGAUACACCAAAAUAAGAUAGAGGUAACCUUUUUCAACCAUAACUCAGUUAAAAAGCCCCAAACCAAAAGUUGCAGCUGAAAUAUGCAGAAAACCAGAAUGUGGUAAUUUAGAGAGUUAUUAGAAAUCCAUGUUCAUACUAUUCAUAUACACAACAUAUUUGAAUUUUAUACUAUUAUUUUACAGCGUGUCGUCUCCGGUCAGUCGGAUCAUUUUCUUCAACUUGUGUACAGGAAGGGCUCUGUGGCUAUGUUAUUCACAGCUGAGCAGAAUUCUUGGUAAUUGCACCAGCAUCAGUGAGAAGCGGCACCAACAGACCAGCCUGCUGCUUCUCUAAAACAG